AUGCAGACGGUCAUUCUCCUAGUGCUGUCCGUCGUCGGGUUGUAUGUUCUCCAGAAGUACAUUGAGUUCAGGCAGACGGUCAAUUCCAUCCAGAACUUUCCUGGAUUCCGAGUCUUAUUUGGAGUGGGAAAUCAACUAUUGCGGCACCGUAUUCCUCUCAUCUCUUUCGGGAACUUCGCUACAUGGAAGUAUAAGCACAAAGACUUUGCCGACGCUGGGAUGGAUAUAUUUUCAACUGUCAGCGUCUGGCCUCAUGUAGUGACGUACUUCGUUGCAGAUGCUCCCGCUCUCAAGGAAAUCACGGCCUCCCGGGCGCGUUUCCCGAAGCCAUUGUGGCAGUACAAAGUUCUGUCGUUCUACGGAAGCAACAUUGUUAUCACCGAAGGCGACGAGUGGAAGCGCCAUAGGAAGAUCACCGCCCCUGCUUUUUCGGAGCGCAACAAUAGGCUCGUUUGGGACGAGAGCAUCCGCAUCGUGCAGGACCUGUGUGGCACCGUGUGGGGCACUAAGGAGGACAUCACGAUCGACAACAUUGUCAACCUCACCGUCCCGAUUGCGCUGUUCGUCAUCGGUGUCGCCGGGUUUGGCCGACGGAUCUCGUGGAGCGAGGACAUCGUCGUGCCUGCUGGGCAUGCUAUGACUUUCAAGGACGCGCUGCACACCGUGUCGACGGACCUGUUUCUCAAAAUCGUCGUCCCCGAUUUUGUGCUGAAGCUGGACCUCACGACGAGGUUGAAGACAUUCCGUGUCGCAUAUGACGAGCUUGAGCGAUACAUGGUGGAGAUGAUCAGAGCACGCAAGACGUCAGAGAAGGAGGAGGAGCGGUAUGACCUGUUCAGCAGCUUGCUUGAUGCAAAUGAAGAUGAACUCGAUGGGCAGACCAAGCUGAGUGACAGCGAGACCAUCGGGAAUAUCUUCAUUUUUCUCAUUGCUGGACACGAGACUACGGCACAUACACUCGCCUACGCGUUCAUCAUGUUGGCGCUGUACCAAGACGAACAGGAAAUUCUCUAUCAGCACAUCAAGAGCGUCCUCCCUGACGGCAGAAUUCCUACGUACGAAGAAAUGGGGCUUUUGACCCAAUCCAUGGCCGUCUUCCAUGAGACUCUGCGCAUGUUCCCUCCAGUUUGCUCGAUCCCAAAGCACUGCGUGGAAGAUACGACGCUCCUGACGCGCAACGCGGCUGGAGAAGCUGUGUUGGUACCUAUCCCGAAGGGCACGAACAUCGUUAUCCACACGCCUGGCCUGCACUACAACCCGCGGUACUGGCCGGAUCCGCACACCUUCAAGCCCGCGCGGUUCCUCAGUGACUGGCCGCGCGACGCAUUUAUGCCGUUCAGCGGCGGCGCGCGGUCGUGCCUUGGACGGCGGUUCUCGGAGACCGAAGGCGUCGCAAUCCUCACAUACCUUGUCUCGCGCUACCGGAUUGAGGUGAAGGAGGAGCCCCAGUUCGCGUCAGAAACGUUCGAGCAGCGCAAGGAUCGUUUACUCGAGUCUCGGUCCGCGAUUACUCUCUACCCUGUGAAGGCUGGACUUGUGUUCAAGCGCCGAUGA
Sparassis crispa is the source of this 1554-nucleotide messenger RNA. RefSeq lists its product as hypothetical. Gene Ontology annotation, molecular function: iron ion binding; heme binding; monooxygenase activity. Bases 1 to 1554 code for a protein of 517 amino acids. The record is from RefSeq and is a predicted model, not a curated record. The transcript has 16 exons. Lineage: Eukaryota; Fungi; Basidiomycota; Agaricomycetes; Polyporales; Sparassidaceae.